Molecule: messenger RNA, 489 nt
Organism: Acanthosepion pharaonis
Lineage: Eukaryota; Metazoa; Mollusca; Cephalopoda; Sepiida; Sepiidae
Source: the annotation of a GenBank genome assembly
AUGCUUUUCUUCUUUCUUCAAUUUAUUCUUUCCUUUUCUUUUUUUUUUUCUUUUUCAUUCUGGACUCCUUUUCUUGGAUUCUUUCUCCUUUUUCUUUUCUUUGGGAUGGAUUUUUUUUUUCUCCUUCUUUUUUCAUUUCAAAUUUUAUCCUUCUCUUUUUUCGCCUCUUUUGCCAACUAUCUUCUUAUAGAUUCUUUUUCUUCAAUCUUUUUUCUUUCAUCAAUUGAUAUUCAUCCUAUCUCCUUCUUUUUUUUCAUUUUUAUAUUUUUAUUCUUUUUUCCACAAAACUUUUCUUUUCUUCCUUCUUUUUUUUAUUUAUUUUUUCUUGUUUUAUUCUUUUGUUUAGCCUGGAUGUAUAAUGCGCUUUCGUUUUCCUUUCUCGAUUUCUUUAAACAAAACAUGAAUUUCUUUAAAAGAGAUCUGCAAGGUGUUCAUGAUGACUUUGUCAUGGGAUUUACAACCCUCCCUUUUCUUCUUUUAUCCUAUUGA